AUGGCUAAUAUACACUAUGCACUACCAGGAGAAUUUGUCAGACUGUACUGCGAGGGUUUCGUAGGUAAAGUAGGUCUUCCGGAUGCCGUCAACACGAUAACGUGGAAGAAAAUUGGUGAAAAACAGACAAUUGUUUCAAACGAAAAAUAUAGAAUAGAAGAAGUGAUUAGGGAAAAUGACCAAGUAUUGGGAGCAUUCCUAUUCAUAAACAAAAUUCAAGAGACUGACUAUGGACAGUAUAUGUGCUCCAUCAGCAAUACUGAUGACCAAAUUAUGCAACAGUUUACUAACAUCACAAAACCGGUGUUUAACUACGAACAAUCCGUUAAAAAAGUGCAAAGAGACCUUAAAUUGAUCAUUUUUGUCAUGAUUGCGUUAAUUUUGAUCGUUUGGAAACGCCGGUGGUUCUACUUGACGUAUCAAAAGAUGAAUAAAAAAUUAGAAAGUGAUAAAUAUGCGCUAUCGGAGAAGACUAUACAUAAUGUAAUAGUAUUUUACGACGAAGCGAACAAAGAAAAUGCCCAAUACUUGGUGGAAAAUAUGGAACAUCGUGAUAAUUAUAUAACUAAGAAAUAUCACAUCGAUUUUGAUGAAGACUUAAUCAAAACACAAACAGAUUUGGUUAAAGGUUUUGACUUCGCUAUAUAUUUAUUAUCUUCAGACGAUAAAAUCACAUCGUCAUUAAUAAAAAAAUCAACGCAAACAUCUUUUAUUCAAGACAACGUCACUCCUAAGAAAUACAUAAUCGACUGUACCAAUAUGCCAGUGACUCCAACGAAAUCGUGGUGUGACAGGGUACUUGCGGAUCUGAGCAGCGACGAUCACGCAAAGCGAAACAAAAAUACCUCGAACAAGCUGAUGAGAGUCAUCUAA
This is a messenger RNA of Macrosiphum euphorbiae (potato aphid), 873 nucleotides long. The record is from the annotation of a GenBank genome assembly. Lineage: Eukaryota; Metazoa; Arthropoda; Insecta; Hemiptera; Aphididae.